AUGGUGAAUGAAGGCAAAUCUCUGACAGAAGCCCUCCUGUCUGCCAAGGCAGAUGAACGCGUCACUUUUGGCGUCUAUGAGUGCGCUCAAGUUAUGAAUGAUGACCCAGACAGUGUAUCAUUCUGCGUCCUGGCAUCUGACAACUUCGAGUGUGACAUCGCUCUUCAAAUCCACUUCACUCUCAUUCAAGCAUUUUGCUUUGACAACGACAUCAGUAUAGUGAGAGUGAGCGACAUGCAACGUCUUGGUGAACUAGUUGGUGCUAAAAGACUUGAAGAUGCACACUGUGUUCUCAUCACGAACCCAGCCGAUGGCUCGUGGGAGGACCCUGCACUGGAGAAGCUGCACCUGUUCUGUGAGGAAAGUCGCAGUUUCAACGAGUGGGUUCCAGAGAUCACUCUCCCUGAGCGUUGA
Chanos chanos (milkfish) is the source of this 414-nucleotide messenger RNA. Its product is annotated as growth arrest and DNA damage-inducible protein GADD45 gamma-like. The record is from RefSeq and is a predicted model, not a curated record. Bases 1 to 414 code for a protein of 137 amino acids. Gene Ontology annotation, biological process: regulation of cell cycle. NCBI's taxonomy places the organism in Eukaryota, Metazoa, Chordata, Actinopteri, Gonorynchiformes, Chanidae. Gene Ontology annotation, cellular component: cytoplasm; nucleus. The transcript has 3 exons.